This is a messenger RNA of Spodoptera frugiperda (fall armyworm), 1350 nucleotides long. RefSeq names its product collagenase. The record is from RefSeq and is a predicted model, not a curated record. Gene Ontology annotation, molecular function: serine-type endopeptidase activity. The transcript has 8 exons. The coding region runs from base 81 to 1022 and encodes 313 amino acids. Gene Ontology annotation, biological process: proteolysis. NCBI's taxonomy places the organism in Eukaryota, Metazoa, Arthropoda, Insecta, Lepidoptera, Noctuidae.
UUACAACAGCUAUCAGUAAGAUAAUGUUCUUAAUUAAUCAAUGAUUAAUUAGGACAUUAUUACUUAAAUUACCUAUAGUCAUGUGGGGUGCGGUUGUGAUUUUAGCUGUAGUUGCUGCGGCAUCCGCCGAGAGCGUGCUGCAGGCAUCUCCCGAUGUGGCACCACUUGAUUCCCGUAUAGUAUCAGGAUGGGACUCCCAAGAGGGCCAGUUUCCGUACAUGCUGUGGCUGCGUACUGUCAGGUGGACCGGUGACAUCACGGCUUGCGGGGGCUCCAUCAUCCAUCGGAGCUGGGGUCUUACUUCUGCUAGAUGUACCGCUCAACGUAUCGAAAUUACGAUCCACGCGGGAAGCAUCUACCGCAGCAGACCGCGCGUGGUCGUCCAGGCUCGAGACACGUUCAGGCCACCAGGCUACGAUGAUGCUAUGCAGCCCAUCACCCAGCCUAAUGACAUCAGUGUUAUGAGGUUCAGCACUGAUCUUACUUUUAACGAGCACAUCCAACCAAUCAGGCUGCAGCGUUCAGAACAUAAGGACCGCGAUUACACCGGCGUGCUGAUGACUACCAGCGGUUGGGGCACGCAGUGGACGUGUCUCGAAGUUGGAUGUUAUACUCCAGAGAGACUGCAGUGGGUGCACCUGAAUGGAAUAUCCAACUUCGUGUGUCUGUUGUUUAUAAACUCCAACUACCUGGUCAGACCCACCACCGUCUGCGCUUCAUUCUACAACGUCACCACCCAGUCUAUAUGCUCUGGUGACAGUGGAGUUCCCCUGACUAUGGUGGAAGACGAUGGAGUGCUGACACAAGUGGGGGUCGGUUCCUUCGUCUCUGGCUUCGGUUGUCAUGUUGGCCUGCCUAGCGGUUUCACUCGCCCAGGCCACUACCAGGAUUGGAUGCGCCAAGUGACUGGCAUCAACUUUGACCAGCGCGUCGUACCAAAUGAUGAUGCAGUCGAUGUAGAUCCUUCAGGAAAUCUAGAGCUAAAGGAUUUUAAGCCGCAAGAAGAAGAAGUUAGAGCUUAGUUUCUUUUUAAAGAGAAAUGAAUAAGGUUCAAGAUUGAAUUUCUGGAAAAACUGCAACUGAUUUUCGUUUGUGUUCAAAUCUGUUUUGUCUUGGUUGUUUUUUAAAUAAAAAUCUAGUCACUUUCUGCUACAGCUUAACAAGAAAUUUAAACCCACAUGUCUCAGUGUUGCCUAAAACGACAACAGCGCCAUUAGUGAAAGGUCUUCCCGUUUUUUUUUUUCAUGUUCGAAUAAUUAUUUCACGGUCGAAGUCAAAGUUAUUCAUCUUUAUUUAAAUACAAGGUUUUCAAAUUACUAAGUCCCAAAUAAAUACAAUCACUCUAUCCCA